UUCGACCCUUUGCUUCAUCUCCAUCUAACAUCAUUCACCGAAGCUUUUCUUUUCUCUAAAGCUCAGAGAAAGACAGAGAGAGAAAGGGAGAGGGAGAAAUGGGGAAAGAUCUGAGCAGCGAUCAAAUAUCCUCCAUGAAGGAGGCAUUCACGUUGUUCGACACCGACGGCGACGGGAAGAUCGCGCCGUCCGAGCUCGGCAUCCUCAUGAGGUCACUCGGUGGUAACCCGACCCAGGCGCAGCUCAAAUCCAUCAUCUCCGAGGAGAAGCUCAGCUCGCCGUUCGAUUUCAAGCGCUUCCUCGACCUCAUGUCCAAGCACCUCAAGCCCGAGCCCUUCGAUCGCCAGCUCCGCGACGCCUUUAAGGUCCUCGAUAAGGACAACUCGGGCUUCGUUGUCGUUGCGGAUCUCAAGCACAUCCUCACCAGCAUCGGGGAGAAGCUCGAGCCUGCGGAGUUUGAUGAGUGGAUCCGCGAGGUUGAUUGUGGAUCCGACGGCAAGAUCCGCUAUGAGGACUUCAUCGCUCGCAUGGUUGCCAAAUGAUUUCCUCCUGCAACAUUAGUUAUUGGUUGUACCUUGAAUGAAGCGGAGUUCCUAGUUUGCUUCCUUCUACAGGCUAGUCUUUUGCAUGGCGCGUUUGAAGGGCAUUUUCUAAAUCUCUGCCUUGAUGUUUAUUUUCGUUUCUGAUUUGUUUGUUAUUGAACAAUUUGCGGGUUUUGGAUGUUUCAGGGGUUGUGUAUUUGGAUUUCAGUAGUCUGAACCUUUCAAUCUUUGGAAUCAUGUACUUGAGAUUCAUUCACUAUAACAUGUGUAUAGUUCCCCUCAAUAUUAAAAGUCAGCAACCAGCUUGUUACGAUUUA
Ipomoea nil (Japanese morning glory) is the source of this 859-nucleotide messenger RNA. Its product is annotated as probable calcium-binding protein CML13. Lineage: Eukaryota; Viridiplantae; Streptophyta; Magnoliopsida; Solanales; Convolvulaceae. Gene Ontology annotation, molecular function: calcium ion binding. The record is from RefSeq and is a predicted model, not a curated record. Gene Ontology annotation, cellular component: myosin II complex. The transcript is spliced from 2 exons. The coding region runs from base 99 to 542 and encodes 147 amino acids.